CCUCAUACCAGUAACAUGCAGUGAAUGUGGAGUUUGGCAUGAAAGGGCAUGGUCCAGUGUCGGACCUGUGGGACCUAUGUUCAUAGAGCUUCACAGUGGGAGGCUCAGAGGCCAAAAGCCCAAUUCAAGAGCACUUCCUGAUUCUUGUGACUCGCCAGCCAUGAACAUUGGAUUGGCGGUCCCCAUGGCCUUGAAGCCUGAGCUCAUGGUCAGUUCUGAUCCUUGUGUGCCGCCCAUGGAAGAAAGGGAGGCACCAGAAGGACAUCCUUGCAAAGUGGAUUCAGUUCGAAGUGAGGAGGGUUUCCGCCAGUCCGACACCAUGAACUCUGAGAAGCCCAAAUGGGCGGAGGUACUAGCGCAUACCAGUUCAACUAGUACAAUGGCUUCCACGCGCUCGGAAAAGAGCCUGAAGAGGAAGUUGCGUCGGGAGGUGGCCAUUGACGACUUUCUAGAAGAAAACCACUUCGCUCACAUGAAUGCGCCACAACAAUCUCAGGCGUGCUUUCCAAUGCCUGGAUUCUCUCGACCAGAAGUGCUUUACCCCGUCCAUGUGGCUGCUCAGCAGGGUGAUCAUGUGAUGCUUCGAAUGCUGUGCUCAGAAGGAGCAGAUCUAGAACAAAAGACCUCCAAAGGCCGCAGUACUUGGGACAUCGCAAAGGAAGCUGAUCGCUUCGGAUCGCACCAGCAGGUCCUGGGCCUGUUGGACAGCAAGAUCGUGUCCCUGCGAGCCUUCCGCAAAAUGGCAGAGGAGUCCUCAACACCUCCGAACCAAGCCAAACUUGCCAAACAGGCUUGCCUGUAGGCUCUCGGAAUAGGUCGUGAGGUCCAGGCUCGCAGCUCGCAAUGUUCGCGUGCGACCUUUUGACUCCCCGAGUCUUCGCGUUGUCUCUCACUUUGCAUUUCAUAUGUACAGACUACGGCAGGGGUGCUAAGAAAUCCGGUGCUCGGAAAUCCCGGAUAAAUAAUUUCCAAGACACAACAGACACAGGGCCAGUACUUGGUCUGUGUCCUCCAACCUUAGAUGCCAAUGUUUGCGUGUUGUUUGCCAUUCAUCUGGGGGCGAUUGCCUGUGGCAUAAAGCCAGUUGUUCGAGGAUCUUCUUGAGAAGGUUGUCGUCAUUGCCAGGAGAUUUGGCUAGAAAUCAUGCAGGCUUUUGUGGCUCCAUCAAUGAUUCUUCGCAUAGGUCGCCCCUCAGAAGAUUCAAGCUCUUUGUAGGACGGUCGCAGG
Molecule: messenger RNA, 1227 nt
Organism: Durusdinium trenchii
Lineage: Eukaryota; Dinophyceae; Suessiales; Symbiodiniaceae
Source: the annotation of a GenBank genome assembly